This is a messenger RNA of Leptidea sinapis, 5930 nucleotides long. RefSeq lists its product as uncharacterized. The record is from RefSeq and is a predicted model, not a curated record. The transcript has 10 exons. NCBI's taxonomy places the organism in Eukaryota, Metazoa, Arthropoda, Insecta, Lepidoptera, Pieridae. The coding region runs from base 221 to 5863 and encodes 1880 amino acids.
GUUAUGUCAUUUCCUAGCUAAUAUUGCUGUUCAAAGUGAAUGUAAAUAUGUUGCAGUUUUCUAAAUUAUACAGUUAAAUGUUUUAUAAUGUGUGUAGUACCAUCAGAUGACGACUGCCGAUGCUGCUAUCACCCAGACUUGUGUCAAACGGUGCUGCGGCUGUUGAGGAGACGCGUAUUUUACCUCGUUGGUUUGUAACUGAGCACCUCUUCUUCUCAUCAUGGAUGGAGACACUGAAAGAAGGGCAAUUAUUUGUGGUCUCUACGAUUUUGGCUUGGCAGUUAGUCUGCAAUUCUUGCAAACACGACCGCAUAUUAAUAACAUUGGUAUCACUUCGUCUGACAGCGGAGUGGCUGGAGUCAAGAGAAGUAGUGGCUGGGUUGACCGAGCAGUCCAACUAUAUAAUGUGAGAUACAAUACAGACAAGAGUGAAGACUGUAUUUCGAAGUGUUCUUCAUCACAACGCACUGAAUCCCCUGGUCUGCAUCGGAGGUCUUCAGUCUUAACAAGUACAUUUCACGAAUGCGAGUUCGCACGGUCGCUCCGGCAGUACCCAGCAUCCAGUGAGAUGGUGACGUCACGCAGCGCUGAAAUCAUUCAGAGAGUACUGACGUACUCGCAGGGGAAGAGUUUUACAAAUCGUUCGAGGUCGAGGAGACUGCGUCCACCAGGUCGUGUCUCUUCGCGGAGAUGCCUGACGCAUAAAGGGAAGACACACAGAAGAAACAGCCUCGGUCGGAGAAACAUCCAAACAACACCAGUAGUGGUAGACGAUAUCAAAUGCCGGAGCAACAGUUAUGGCUCAAGAUCUGACGAUGUGGAAGUAAUGUACCAGUACUUAAAGCAGAGGCCACCCACCGAAGUACGAUAUUUGUCCAGCAUAAGGAACGCCGUAUGCAAGAAUCUGCUGGAUCUAUGUGAGAGUGCGGAGGACCGUCCUUGCGCCAAAAGCCGCUACGAACGCCACAGAAGAAUAUGUCCCCAGAGAGAAGGAAAGGAGACCAAUAAAAUUGGCGUUCAAGUAAAACAAAAAUCAUGUUUCUGUCAGACACCAUCUUCAUGCGUCUGUAAAAAACAAUUAUAUUCAAAUCAGCCACUAAGAUUUAUAAAGGAACCGGACAAUUUAAAAACUGAUAUUGAACAAUGGGUGGGAAAUAUGUUUUUAUUGAACAAUUUUGAUGAUAUCAAAGAUCAAAAAGAUUUUAUGGUAGACAAGCUCAUUGAUUUGAUGAAACAAAUUCACACAGAAGGAAUGAAUUAUCAGCAAGCUAAGGAUGAGAUUGAUAGAGAGUUAAAGCGUUUGGAAAUAUGGAAUAUAGAUGAAAAUGAAAGCUUCGUAGAUAAAUUAGCUGAAUGUUUUUUGAUGAAGUUUGUGCAACUGCAACUCCCUGAUAAACUUGGUAAUUAUACAUUGAAAGAAUUGUUAGAGAAAAUAUCUUUCGAAGGCUACAUUCCUAAUGCGGAGAUAAAAAUAAAGGACUUACCAGGAUUUUCAAAACUUACCGAUACUGAAACUAAACUAUUGGCUAAGACCCUUAUUGCAGCUUUAAAAGAACAAGACUUUACGAAUGACGAUAAAAGUCACUCCAAACGACUACGUCAGUUUGAUAAGACCGAUAAAUUUCCGAAUGACAUUCAAAUUGUAACCGAUACUUUAAAGGAGAAGGAAGUUUUUAUACCUGAAAUUUCAGAACACAAUUUAGAACAAAUGAGAAGUGAACAAAAUAAGAUGAAUAAAAACCGUCUAAAUCUAUUACAUGAAGUAGAAAAUAAGGAAGGAAUUAAGUUUGAAGAAGAUUUUUCUAAAUUUCAGGAAAGUCAACCUGAUGUCAGUUUCGUUAGACGGAAAGUGAAGAAUGAGCCAACUGACCAAGAAGAAAAAAGGAGAGGAAAUUUAGUAAAAAUAAUUGAUGACAUUAAUUUAAAAAAAGAAAAAUAUUCCCCUAAAAUUGUAAGCGAUUCGGCAGAUAUGACAACUAAUGAGACAAUAAAAGUUACUAAAAAUCUUCAAGAUAAAAGUUACACUGAACCGAAAAAUCGAAAACAGUGGCACCAAGAUAAUUUUACAAAGUUUUUACAAAACGAAAUUGAUGGUUUAAUACGAAGUGUUGACAAAGAUAAUUUUGAAGAAUCAUUAGCUUUAAAGUUAAGUGAAUGGUUGCAGGAUACUCUUAGUAAAGUAAACAUGACAGAAUUUGAUACUACGAAUGAGGCAAAUAGUAGCAGUAAUAAAACUAAAAAUGUUGGUUUCAACAAUAAGUUUGCAAUGCGGUAUCGGUCACGAGACUCUAUUAACACUUUAUAUGACGAUGGUAAUAUCGAUGAUACUGAUCCUUCGAAAACGCAACUAACUAGUGAUUCACCUUUUGAUGCAAAUAAAAUGAGUAGAUCAAAUAUUCUACACAAGGAAAAUGAAAAUUUGCGCCUCUCUGAAAUCCAUGUCUCAACACCAUUAAAAGAGCCGUUAAAUACGACACACCUCACACAGUUUCAAUCUCCUAUUCGUAAAGAUCGACGUGAUACGAAUAGCAGUGAUGUUACAGAUGAUCAGAGUGUUAAUGAAAAUUUAAUGGGUUCACAAAAAAAAUUAUGUAUUAAAGAUUUCUUGAGAACAUGGUUACGUGAAAUGAAUUUAUUCAACAAGGAUAUUGAAGAACAAAUAGUUGGUAUUUUAGCAAAGGAUAUUAUGGACCGACAAAAGUAUUUAGAGGUUUCAAAUACUUUACCGACUAGCAACGAAGAGUUGGAGCAUCUAAAAUAUCAAAUAUACAAGCGAUUAAAAAGUAUCAUAAGUUAUGAAAAUCUGCCUCAAGUAAUCCAAAAUACUAAUGAUUUGUUUGAUCACUUAAAAAAUAAUUUACAUUGUAGUGAUAUCGAAAACACAUCUUUUGAUUUGAAAGAAGCAGCAAAUUAUAUAAAUCGGCCUAAAAAAUCCACAGACAAUGAUAUUGACGCCAAAGAAAACAUAGAAAAGUCUAGGAAUAUUUUGUCAACACCACAAAAAUACUUCCAAAAUAAAAUCCAUCGAUUUCAUUCUCAACAACCUCAAGAUACUGCAAAUAAUAGUGAAAAGCCUGUUGAUCAUAUUUCACAAAAUCUUUCUAAUAUCAAAGAAAUUUUACAAAAAUGGUUUAAAGAACUAAACAUUUUGGACAAUGUUAUUGAGAGCAACGUUGUUGAUCUUUUAGCACAAGAUCUUGUAGAAAAACAAAACUAUUUCCAACUUUCAAAUCCUAGACUAUCUAUAAAUGACCUUUCUCAUAAAAUUUGUAAGAGAUUACAAAAUGUCGUAAAUGAAGAUGACCUUUCUAAUGCAAUGCAAGAAACUACUAUUUUAUAUGAACGCUUGAAAAAAUUAUUAAAGAAAUCAAGUGAACCCGUAAAUAAAACUUAUGAAUCCAAUAACGAAAAAGAUAUGACUAAUCAUCCUAAAGAUCCUAAUUCUAACAUAAUUGGUAAAGAAAUUAAAUACACAUCAACACCCCGAAAUACCCUAAAAAAUAAGUUUAACCAAACCUUAUCUUUAUCAUCUAUACACGAAGAACCGCAUGAUGCUUCACAUUAUAGUAAAAAACCAAAUGAAAAUCAUGUACAAAAAAUUUCACAUAUUUUAAACGAAUGGUUUGGCAAAUUAAACAUGUUCGGCAAGGUAAUUCAAAAUAAAAUUGUUGAUCUAUUAACACAAGACAUCAUAGAUAGGAAAAAUUAUUUACAGGCAAUCAAUACCAAACUCUCAAAUGACAUGGAGUUAGAACAUCUUAAAUAUUUAAUUUUCAAGCGGUUAAAUAAUAUUGCCAAUGAUGUGGACUUGGGUCGUGCCAUGAAAUACGCUGCUGAAUUAUUCAUUCCUUUAAAAGACGUAUACAAAGACAAUUCUGAAAUCGAAGACCAGUUUUCAAAUCUAACGUUCGGACUGGAACGUCAGCUCAAAGAUACUAGCAAAACUUUUUAUAAUGAUCGCCAGUAUCUCAAAAAUGACGGUGAAUUGACUGCUUCGCCAUGGAACUCACUGAAAAAGCAAAUAGUAGAAAUGAUAAGGAAAGAAUAUUUUCCAGGAAGUGUGCCCAACAUUGAUAUAGUAAAAGAAAUUGACCAAUUUAUAGAAAACGUAGUUCGGAAAUCAUUACAUAGAAAGAGUGACUUAGAAUUGAGAAAUGAAAUUAAAGACCUUUUUAACAAAUGUCACUUGCAUUUCAAUGAUUCGGAUUUUUUAGAAGAAGAACUUAUACAAUUAAUAAAAAGCGUGAAGGAAGACAUUUCAACAAAUACUCAAGAGGAGUUGGUUUCUGCAAUGGAUGAAUACAAAGAGCGUAUUCGUGAUACAAUAACAAAAACCAUACCAUUUUUAGAAGGAAUAGAUCCAUCUUUUGAAGCACUAAAAGACAAAUUAGCAGAUGCUUUUGUAAGUCUUCAUUAUAUUGCUGAUAAACCAGAGGAAAAACAUGAAUAUAGAACGAAAAUUCGAGGAGAAAUUGGUCGUUUUUGUGAUAACUUUUUAAAACGUUUCCCAGCUUUACAAUCAAAUUUAGAAAACAUUAAUGAAGAUCUUUAUAAUGCUCUUUUAGAAGUUUCGGUACCUUGUAAUGAAUUAUUAGAACACACACUUGAGAGCUUUAAUAGUAUUCAGGAUAUAAUACGUGAAUGGAUAAAUGAGUUACCCCUAAAUCAGUCUGAACAGUUGUUAGCAAAGAAAUCAACAGGCAUACUAGAGUUAACUAAUACUUUACAUAAAUUUAAAAAGAAACGAGACAUACCACAUAGUCAAAAUGAUGAAAGUACAAUAAAUGCAAUCAUUGACUGGUUAAAAAAGUUGCCCAUUGGGAAUUCACCUCCUUUCAAUUUCCACGACGAAGCUGAAAAGCUUUUGAAUGCAAUUGUAGGUGAAAAAACUGAAGGAAAUGUACAAUCUAUAAAAAGCGAUAAAAAUACUCAAUAUACACCAAGGAUACCACCUAGCACCUUAAGUGCCAAAGAUAAGGAGCACUUACAAAUAGUUCGUGAACGGAAUUCAAAAUCUCAAGCUUAUAAAAAUGAAUUUAAUUCCACUACCAAAUACCCUGCACUUACCAUUGACAUAAGUGUGCAAACUGAAAAUGAAUAUUUUAGCACAACAUAUAAACGAGUAUCACACGCUGAAAGUAAAGAAGAAAAUAACGCAUAUCUCUCACCAAAAGUUUUCAUUAAAGAAUAUCAAUGGAACGACAAAGCUCAGGGUCAUCUAUCGAAUUUGGAAACGCAAUCGAAAAUAAAUUUAACUGAUGAAACACCCAAUCAAUCAAGAAGAAGGAUAAUUCAAAGCAUGCCAGAUAAUUCUGCAAAGCCGAUAAGGUCUAAUUUAAAACACCAUGAGAACGAAAAUCUACCAGAAAUGCAUCAUUUACCUGAAAGAUAUAUGGACUCAGAAUUACCGAAUUUUGAUGAUUAUGAUACUAUUCACAGAAUACCGCAGUUGACUUCGCGGACACUACCAUACAUAAUAGAAUCACGUAACUACGAAAGUAAUCUCGUUAGAUUGCUUCCACAUCCAAAUGAUGAUGAAAGACAAAGUAUCCCUAAACAUAAUUAUAGAGGGAAAAGUUGUCAACGCAGAAUGCAUAGAGAAUUUUAUGGAAUGGACGUACCAUACUUAGAUCAUCAAGAAGCACAAAAAAGUGGUAGACGUCCAGAUUUAUCUAGUAAAGGUAAAAAUACAGACUUUGAUCAUAGGUUGCAUUGUAAUUGCAGUCGUCACAUGAUGAGUAAAUGCCGGUCUCCUAGUCAUUAUCGGCCUCAAAUUAGUAAAUGUCUUAAAUAUUGUGAUCGUGUUAAUGCUCCGUAUUGUCCUUAUCCUAGUCCAUUGUAUUUCCAUGAUGGUGUGUCGUAAUGCCUUUGCGAUUGUGUUUUUAAAUGACUUUGUUUUCGCGAAUACAGUACUGUUGGAUUUUAAAUAA